Messenger RNA from Paralichthys olivaceus (Japanese flounder), 2879 nucleotides. The record is from RefSeq and is a predicted model, not a curated record. Lineage: Eukaryota; Metazoa; Chordata; Actinopteri; Pleuronectiformes; Paralichthyidae.
CUGAACAUCUAUCACAGAAGAGACGUCAGAAAGAUGCAGGAGCCUAAAAGAGGCCCACAGAACUCCUGGUCAUUCCGCCUUAAAGGGGUCCUGGAUAACGUGUCCCAGGAGGAGAUGUAUGACAGAGUGUGUCGCCCGGUGGUGCAGGGAGCAUUGGACGGUUAUAAUGGUACUGUGAUGUGCUUUGGGCAGACAGGUGCAGGAAAAACCUACACCCUGACAGGGUCCACAAAAUCCUACCAGCAGCGAGGAUUCAUUCCUCGAGCUCUUCAACAGGUGUUUCAGGACAUGAAGAAGAGGACUGACUCGUCCUUCUCAGUGCACGUGUCUUUCAUGGAGAUCUACAAUGAGACGCUGUUUGACCUGCUGUCACAAGUGCAGGACUCGUCCCCUCCGUCUCCUCAGGGCAUAGUGGUGCUGGAGGAGCCGGGACGAGGAGUGUUGAUCAGAGGUCUGUCUGUUCACCCAGUGUUGACCGAGGAAGAUGCACUUGACCUGUUCUUUGAGGGUAAGAUGAACUGCAUCACUGGAUCUAAUAGCCUGAACAGAAACUCCUCCAGGUCCCACUGUAUCUUCAAUAUUCACAUAGAGUCUCGCUCGCGGACUUUAUGUGAGGCCAAAUACAUCACCUCCAAGCUGAGUCUGGUGGAUCUAGCUGGGUCGGAGAGAGUGGGAAAGACCGGGUCAGAGGGUCAGAUGUUUAAAGAAGCCACGUACAUCAACAAGUCCUUGUCAUUCCUGGAGCAGGCCAUCCUGGCCCUGGCAGACCGCCGCAGAGACCACGUUCCCUUCAGACAGACCAAACUCACAUAUGUCCUCAAAGAUUCGCUGGGAGGGAACUGCAACACUGUGCUUGUGGCCAACAUCUACGGAGAAGCUAAACAUAUAGACGAAACCAUUUCUACUUUGCGUUUUGCAAGUCGAAUGAAAAACGUCCAGACCGAACCUGCUAUUAAUGAACAAAUGGAUCCAGUUCUCCAGAUCAAGAAACUUGAGAGGGAGGUGCAGGUGCUGAAAGAGGAGCUGGCUAUCCAUAAUACUCUGGCGAUGAGGCCGGAUGUCAAGUAUGAGCCGCUGUCCGAAGCCCAGUUGGCUGACAUCAGCAGUCAGGUUCAGAGCUACCUUGACGGAAGCCUAAAGGAAAUCAAUGUCAUAAGUAUCAAGCAGGUCCAAGGAGUAUUUGCCCAGUUUAAACUUGCUGUGCAGAAACAGGAGCAGAAGGCUCAGACAUGCGACACCUGCAGCUUGAUGAAGAAAGACCAAGGUCCCGUCAAGGAGUCGGACAGAAGACAGGAUGCGGAGGCCGGCAGCAUUGGGGCGUCUACUCAGAAACAGACUCAGCGUCCAAGUAAGGUCACGUCCAGAAGGAAGAAGUCCAGAGACAAACACAGCACGACGCUGGGAGAAGGGAGUCCAUCUCCAAGGCCGCGUAGCGAGAGUUCCUCCAGGAAGAUGAGUUCUGUCCAGACGUCUGAUGCAGAACUCGAGUCACCGGAACCAGACGAUGAGAACCCCGACACUCAGAAGUCACAGCCACCUGAAUCUGAGUCUCCUUCACAUAAAUCAAAAGCCUUUGAGAAUUUUAAGUUGGGACGAGGCAGCCAGAUCAACGGCAUCCUGAGGGACAACAAGGCAGUGCUGCUGGAACGCCACAGUCUCCUCCUUCAGCUCACCGAGAAGGUCAAGGCUGUCAAGAGAGCGAUCGAGGGUGUGAUGUUUACCAUACAGCAACGCAAGCAGAUGAGAGCGGCUCCAGAUGAUGAUGAUGAUGAGGAAGAAGCCGAAUUAGUGCUGCAGCUCAGUGAGCUGAAGACUCUGUAUCAACAGAGGCACAAGGCGCUGCUCGACAUCAAGGAAGAGGUCAACUACUGUGAACAUCUGGUGGAUCAGUGCGGGGCGCGCCUCGUCGCCGAAUUUGAAACGUGGUAUGAGAAGACUUUCCUGUUACCUGAGGAGGAGCUGGAUUCAUCUGUGAAGAGACUUGAACUGAUUAACAAUAAGGAGCAGUGCCCCAGUGCUCAGUCCUUCUACAACGCUCACCAGCGGACGCAGAAAAGGAGAAUCGUCAGGGCUCAGAGGAACUCUUCUGCAAGGUUCAGUGACAGGAGUCUCCCUUCAACUCAACCUGCUACUUAAUCAAACCCCAUCACCAGCAGAGCCAGAAAGAUGAAGACAGAACACUCCUGCGCAGCACUCAAAGUGGGCGGAUCCUUUCAACCUGCUGGAGAAACGCCACAUUCAAACCAGCAGCUGAGAAAAAGCAGGAGCAGAAAACCGAAGCACUAGUGACUGUUAAAACCUGCCACCUCCCUGAGCUACUAUAACAACGAAGCUACUUCAGGAACCAACGUGUUUCAGACAUGCACUGAAAUCUGGAGUUCUUUGUUUGGAAGAUUUACAGCGAGCGGGCGGCGUGUUGACAACGUGACGGACACAAAACUGGAUGAAGCAGAGCAGCCGAACACGUAGAAGAUGCUGACAUCUUUGUCAGCCUGGAAAAACAACGAGAUUCGAGCACUUUGGUGUAAAGGGCCGACGCUGUGCUGUCAACAAAAACAAUCUUUCCACAGUGGAAUUCCUACGUCAUGUCCUGCCUCCGCCACCCCCCCGCCUGAAUGUUCCGGACAUUUUCCUGCUGAAGUGAACGGAAAAUGUCUAGACCCAAUUUUUGAGACUUUUUCCAGGUGGAUGUAGAAUUAAAAUUAAAAAUUCUCGUUGAUUUCGGACCUGCCGUCUGUAUUUGUGGAUUCUAUCCUUGUUAUAGUUUCAACCUUGUGACGCAUUUUUACAGUGAUCUAGUUUGAUGAGCUCCUCAUAAUCACUCUGAACACAAUCAUGCUCGCUCCGGAUCAAAGUUAGUAUCAAUCUGACGRGUGUCU